Molecule: messenger RNA, 885 nt
Organism: Mitosporidium daphniae
Lineage: Eukaryota; Fungi; Microsporidia
Product: ribonuclease
Exons: 3
Coding region: 1-885 (294 amino acids)
Biological process (GO): mismatch repair; DNA replication, removal of RNA primer
Cellular component (GO): ribonuclease H2 complex
Molecular function (GO): RNA-DNA hybrid ribonuclease activity; RNA binding
Source: RefSeq, a predicted model, not a curated record
AUGGCUGCGUUGUUGCCGCCUGUUGAGGCGUUUCCCAAACAAGUGAAAAGUGGGAUGGCGCCAUUUUGUGGGGGCAUCGAUGAGGCCGGAAGGGGGCCGGUUCUUGGUAUGUUCACUUCAAGUAACUUGAAAGGUCCUCUUGUAUAUUCCAUAGCAUUUUGCCCUUUACACGAGGAGGCGAAUAUAAAGCAAUUGGGGGUCCAAGGUAUCCAUCAUGUUGCAGUCUUAAUGUUAGAUUCGAAGACACUUUCUGCAGACCAAAGAAACAACUUUAUCAAAUCGCUGACUAGUGCCAGAGCUUCAGCAGAGUUUGGUUGGUUGAUCAAACCAAUCUCUGCUGUUGAAAUAUCGCAAGCCAUGCUAAAAAAAGAUGUUUGCUUGGAAAACUGGGAUUUUGCCAGCAACGCUAAAACAGAUCGGUUUCAAAACAAAAAGUUUGGAUCGGGAUACCCGGGAGUAACCAUCGGUUGGCUGAAUAAUAAUAUUCAGCCGUUUUUUGGCUUUGCUGACUUGAUUCGUUUUUCUUGGUCGACGUGCGAAAAAAUCCUGCAAGAACAUGCUAUUGAAAUAGAGUGGCCUGUUCCAACGAUUUCUGAGCUUGGCAGCAGUGUUGAAUGCAGGACAGUGGAGGUCAAGAAGGCAAAAAUGCACAAGCAAGCUGAUGCGAUUCCAAGUUGUGGCCAGCGGAAGCUUUCUAGCUUUUUUAAAGGGCCAAAAAGCGGUGAAUCUACCGGCCCAUUUCAGGGGUGCUUGGCAAAGGCUACGCCUCUGGCAGCCUUAAACGCACACAAUCGAAUGGCUGAUAAUGGCACAGACCUAUUGAACACGAGGGUUACACUUAAUUUAGGCCUUAAGCCCUCAAAUACCCUAAUAAACCGGAGGUGA